GGGGAUUCUCCUAUCCUCCGCGCGCCACAGCCUCCCGCUCGGGCUUUGCCCUCCAUCUCCCUCCCUCCCCCUCUUCCCUUUUCCGACUUCUUCUCCCCCUUUCCCCGCGACCAUGUUCCUCACCCGCGCCGGCCGCACCCUCUUUUCUUCCGCCUCAACCGGGCGUCUCCUCCGCGUCGCCGGCUCCCAUGUCACCCGUUCCAUUUCCACUGCCGCUCCCAAUCUCCAGGCCCAGCCCCAGCACUCCGACAUGCCGCGCUUUAUUUCCACCUCCAUGAAGGGCGCCUCCGUCCUUGCCGACCCUCGGCUCAACAAGGGGACUGCCUUCUCGCAGCAGCAGCGCGCCGAGUUCUCCAUCGAGGGCCUCCUCCCGGCGGCCGAGGAGUCGCGCGAGCUCCAGCUUCGCCGUGUCCAUGCGCAGCUCGCCUCCAAGGGCAGCGACCUGGAGCGCUAUGAGUUCCUCAUGAACCUGGCCUCCGUCGAUGAGCGCCUCUUCUAUGCCGUCCUCACUGACGACCUGGAGGCCCUCCUGCCUGUGGUUUACACCCCGACCGUCGGCAGUGCCUGCAUGAACUGGUCUUCGAUGUUCAUGCGCCCGCAGGGUCUCUACCUGAAUGUCGACCAGCUGGACCGCAUCGACGCCAUGGUCGACAACUGGCCGGAGGAUGAUGUCCGCGCCAUUGUCGUCACCGAUGGCGAGCGCAUUCUCGGCCUUGGCGAUCUCGGUGCCAAUGGCAUGGGCAUUCCCGUCGGCAAGAGCAGCCUCUACUCGGCUUGCGCCGGGAUCCCCCCGAAGUUCCUCCUCCCGGUCACCCUCGACGCCGGUACCAACAACUCCCGGCUCCUGGCCGAUCCCUUCUACAUCGGCCUCAAGAAGCACCGUGUCACCGGCGAUGCCUACGAGCAGCUGGUUGACCGUUUCAUCCAGGCCGCUCGCCGCCGGUGGGGUCCGCGUGUGCUCGUCCAGUUCGAGGACUUCGGCAAUGCCAAUGCCUUCCGCCUGCUGGACAAGUACCAGAGCCAGAUCACCUGCUUCAAUGACGACAUCCAGGGCACUGCCUCCAUUGCCGUGGCCGGUCUGUUGAUCGCCUCGCAGAUGGGCGCCGGUGCGGCCUCCGCCUCUCAGUUCACCGGGCCCCGGUCCCUCGGCGAGCAGACCUUCCUCUUCGUGGGUGCUGGCACUGCGGCCACCGGCAUUGCCGAGCUCCUGGUCGAGUCCAUGGUCCAUGCCGGCAUGACUGCCGAUGAUGCCCGCCGUCGCAUCUUCCUCGUGGACUCCAGUGGUCUGGUGUCUCGCAGCCGCCUGGCCAACGAGACCAUGGCCCCCAACAAGGCCGCCCUGGCCCAGGACAUCCCCUUCAUGGACAACCUCCAGGAGAUUGUGGACACCAUCAAGCCUUCGGUUCUGAUUGGCGUGUCCGGCACCGGUGGUGUCUUCACCGAGAACAUCAUUCGCAGUGUGUCUGCCGCUCAUGAGCGCCCGAUCAUCUUCUCCCUCAGCAACCCGACCGCCAACUCCGAGUGCACCGCCUCCCAGGCGUACGCCUGGUCGCAGAACCGCGCCAUCUUCGCCUCGGGCAGCCCCUUCCUCCCGGUGGAGGUGGCCCCUGGCGACAUUCGCCUGCCCGGCCAGUGCAACAACUCCUACAUCUUCCCCGGUGUGGCUCUCGGCAUCAUCACCUGCGAGGCCAACCACGUUCCGGAUUCGGUCUUCCUCCUCGCUGCCGAGGUCCUGGCCGACAUCAGUGUCAAGGACACCGCUCGCCUGGAGCGCGGCAGCCUCUUCCCCCCGCUGCGUGACAUUCAGAACCUCAGUGUCCGCAUCGCCAUGGCCGUCGUCCGGCAUCUGGUCGAGGGUGGCCAUGCCACCAACCAGAAGGUCAUCGAGGCCUGCGCCGCUGGCGAGGAGGAGCUCGAGGCCGUCAUCCGCUCGGUCAUGUUCAACCCCCUGCAUUGAUGGCCAUAUGCAUUGCCAGCACCACGGCCCCUUCCCUGUCUCUUCUUCCUGUGAGUAUGCAUGUGUAUGUGCGUAUGCUUGUCGGCGCGCAUGCAAUGUCCUCCUCUCCUCUCCCUGCCCCCUCCUCCUCCUCCUCCUCGUGCCUGGUCAUUUUUCCCGCGCUUCGUCCAAGAUGACUGGCCCUUGGGAGAGACCGAUGGAGGGGGGGGGGGG
Molecule: messenger RNA, 2170 nt
Organism: Fonticula alba
Lineage: Eukaryota; Rotosphaerida; Fonticulaceae
Exons: 2
Coding region: 113-1957 (614 amino acids)
Biological process (GO): malate metabolic process; pyruvate metabolic process
Molecular function (GO): NAD binding; malate dehydrogenase (decarboxylating) (NAD+) activity; malate dehydrogenase (decarboxylating) (NADP+) activity
Source: RefSeq, a predicted model, not a curated record